This is a messenger RNA of Sus scrofa (pig), 963 nucleotides long. RefSeq names its product olfactory receptor 2T29-like. The record is from RefSeq and is a predicted model, not a curated record. Gene Ontology annotation, biological process: G protein-coupled receptor signaling pathway. Gene Ontology annotation, molecular function: olfactory receptor activity; G protein-coupled receptor activity. NCBI's taxonomy places the organism in Eukaryota, Metazoa, Chordata, Mammalia, Artiodactyla, Suidae. Gene Ontology annotation, cellular component: membrane.
AUGGAAAAUGUUAACUGGGAGACAAAUCACUCUGGACAAUCUGGUUUCAUCCUGGUGGGAAUCUUCAGUCAAUCAAAACAUCCAACUCUACUGUGUGUGGUGAUUUUUAUAGUUCUCCUGAUGGCUUUGAUUGGGAACACUGUCUUGAUUUUUCUGAUACACUCUGAUACCCACCUCCACACCGCCAUGUACUUUUUCAUCAGCCAGUUGUCUCUCAUGGAUGUGAUGUAUAUUUCCGUCACUGUGCCCAAGAUGCUCAUAGACCAGGCCAUGGGUGUGAAUAAGAUCUCAGCCCCUGAGUGUGCUGUGCAGAUGUUCCUUUAUGUGACUCUAGCAGGGUCAGAGUUUUUCUUUCUAGCUGCCAUGGCCUAUGACCGCUAUGUAGCCAUUUGCCAUCCUCUCCGUUACUCUGUUCUUAUGAACCACAGGGUGUGUCUCCUACUGGCAUCUGGCUGCUGGUUUCUGGGCUCGGUGGAUGGCUUUAUGCUCACACCCAUCACCAUGACCUUCCCCUUCUGCAGAUCCCGGGAGAUCCAUCAUUUCUUCUGUGAGGUCCCUGCUGUAAUGAAGCUUUCCUGUUCAGACACCUCCCUCUAUGAGACACUCAUGUACCUGUGUUGUGUCCUCAUGCUCCUCAUCCCUGUGACAGUCAUUUCAAGCUCUUAUUUUUUCAUUCUGCUUACCAUCCACAGAAUGAACUCAGCAGAGGUCAGGAAGAAGGCUUUUGCCACUUGUUCUUCCCAUAUGACUGUGGUCAUCCUGUUUUAUGGUGCUGCUGUUUACACCUACAUGCUUCCCAACUCCUACCACACCCCUGAGAAAGACAUGGUGGUGUCUGUCUUUUAUACCAUACUCACUCCAGUGCUAAACCCUUUAAUCUAUAGUUUCAGGAAUAAGGAUGUCAUGGGGGCUUUGAAGAAAAUGUUGAAUGUGGGACCUGUCCAUCAAGAAACUAUAAAGUAG